UUCUCUGUGAAAUGAGGGAGGAGUAUGGGGGUGGGGCUCUGGACUUGGAAGGCGGCGGGCGGUGACGCCGUACAAAAAAGAAAUUUCUCACAAGAGUCAAUAUCUGGGUCAGCAGAUUGUAAACAAUAACAUUAGCACGGUGGUCGUGGUCUUCAGGUCGUCGUUCCGAGUUCUGAGUCCACCGAGGCACAGAUACUGACAGAUCGGACAGACUGUGAACUGUUUCUAAAGUCUAUUGUGAAGAUUACCUGAAGAGAGUGACAAGGUCGGCCUGAUAUAGACCUUUCAAGGCCACAAGAUGACCAGACUUGACCUGAUAGUGACCGACAUUGGCAUACACACGUACUGAUAAGAGUCGUGUGGUCAGUUGCCUUGUUUGUGGGCCUGAUCGAGUCGCAGGGGCUACUUGCGUUGAGAAGCCAGGGUCGGCAGCAGUGGAAACUAAAGUAAUAUAUUCGAGGGUUCUCCACCAGAAGUGACCAUGCUACGGAGAGUAGUACAGGCUUCUCUAAGCCAGCUCAAAAGGCAGGAGUUCAAAGCUGCUAAUUCCCAAAGCAAACUGUGCAGAACUUUAUGGGGCAACAGACUGAUUCACACCACGUGCUGCCGCAGCAAGGCUGGUUCUGUAAACCCUGCAGAGAGUGAAACAGGACAUCUGCAAGGUAUCAGGAGCAGGGGGUUCUAUUUAGAAGACAUUUACCAGCAUGUCAAGUCUACAGAUGUGCAAGACUUACAAAUCCAGGAAGAUGGUAAACGACUGCAGAUCACAUGGGAUGAUGGUCAUGUCUCAAGAUUUCACAGUAUCUGGCUACGACACAACUGUCACUGUGAGGUUUGUUUACCUCACACCUCCACUGUGUUGGUUGACUUCUCCAAGAUAGACAUUGAUCUGCGUAUCUCGUCCGCUACAAUGGAAGGGUCAGAGGUCAUUGUCUUGAGCUGGAAGGCUGAUUCCGGAGAAGCCUACCACGAAGGUCCAAUCCUCACAAAGUUCCUGCGCUACCACUGCUAUUCCGAUGCUGCUGAUAAUGCAAGGAGAGCAGCGAGAGCAAUGCACUUUCCCAAAGACAAAUCAAUACCAGAGGUGGACUGUGCUGAGAUCAUGGAAAGUGAUGAAGGGCUUUAUAAAUGGUUGUUGGCCCUGAGCAAUUAUGGAAUCUGCUUGGUGAAAAACACGCCCACCAAAAGAGGAACUAUAGCUGAGGUGGCAGAACGUAUUGCCCCCAUUCAACACACCAUAUAUGGAGAUGUAUUUGAUGUUGAGUCUGAUCCUAAACCAAUGAAUGCAGCCUACACAGGGAUUGCCCUUGACCUUCAUAUGGAUCAGAUUCACUACGAGUCUCCACCUGGUCUUCAGCUUCUGCACUGUAUCGAAUUUGAUGAUGUCAUCCAAGGUGGGGAAAAUUUCUUUGUGGACUUGCAUGAAGUGGCUCACAAAUUCAAGAAAGAGUACCCGGACUUGUUCUACACACUGACAAGAGUCCCCUCUACAGCUAACACUGUAGAUUAUAACAGAGAUUUUCCUGCCCACGUGAGGAUCCAGAGACCUCUGAUCACAGUGAACCACAAAGACGAGAUUGUCAGUGUAUUGUGGCAGCCCAUGCUGAUUGCUCCUCUCCAAGUGCCUGAGAAAGAUGUGGAGCCAUUCUACAAAGCAUACAAGCAGUUCUAUACUAUGAUCCACUAUCAUGAUGCUAUGUACACAAACCGACUGAGACCAGGGGACAUGAUCUCACUGAACAAUAGGAGGGUCAUUCAUGGCAGGAAAGGAUUCACAGAAAAUGGACGGCGAUUACUUCAGGGAUGCUACAUCAACAUCUCCGAGUUCCAGAGCAAAGUGCAGAUCUUCCACAACAAGUAUGGCGGGGGUCGAUGGCCCACCAGAUGUGGCAGCAUGGACUGGCAGUGAGAGAGACAAGGGUUGUGCAACUGGCGAGUGCUCAGUACAACGACACUCACACAAAGCUUUAUCAAAUUUGCUUGAUUGUAUCACAAUGAUAGGUAUAGUAAUAUACGCACUUCUGCCUUCAUGCCUUAUUGAGCAGUGUUUGCUUCAAGGUAAAAAUGCAAUCUACAUCAACGAACAUUCAUCAAAAGCAUAGUUAGUGUUUGGAAAAUAGGCACUUGCAGUCUAGCCUAUUGCUUGUUGGUUUUUUUUACGUCAUUGAUAUUGUAACUGUGAGUUCAUUUUUGGCAGUAAUGACAUGUUUAUAAAGUUAAUUCUGUGUGAGCCCGAUUUCGGACAUAUCUCAGGGAUAUUAAAGUCAGUUCAUUCAUGGACCUGGUACCAAAUGUAGUGAUGAAAUCUUCUCAGUGGCUAGUCAUUUAAUAAAUGGUUGUGCUAAGUAAUGUGUAUUAAAUAAUUAAUCAGAAAGUCUACCCUGGAUGUAAAAACAGUCUUAUGUUAUUGCCGUAUAAAUAUGUUCAAAAUUAAUUUUUCAUUUCUUUCAUUUGUGAUUAAUGCUAAAUUUGGUAGAUAAUAUGUUUGAUUUUUUCUUUUUUUAAAGAUUGUGAAACAUAGUGUGAUUAUGCUUUUUAUGAGUGUGAGAAAAGUUAAAUGAAACAUUAUAUUUAUCUACGCCUCUAUGUAUACUCAAUUUUCUUAUUUGUUUUUUUUUUAAAACGUUUUUCACUUCUUUAAAAAGUUUGUCGGAUCUCCUUGUCAUCAAAUUUACAGUGCUUUUUUGUCAGCCACACCCAAAUCCAUCUGUGUCGACAUCAUCUCUCAGACACAAUGCAAUAUGACUCUAGGCAACCGUUGUUCUUUCUAUGAUUUGGGAGCCCAUUUUUUCUGGAUAUUUCCAGAAAUCUAAAACCUCCCCAAACUGGUUUAAAUAGAAAUGUAAACAUGGCCUGUUUGACUCAGAGCUAGAGCUACUCGGCUAGAUGGAACCCCUGUGUGAAUACUAUUUAUGCUGUUACUGUUACAAAUGUUGCUAUUGUUACAAUUUCACCUAAAUGAUUGAGCACUUUUUUACACAAUAUUCCUGAAUUGUUUAAUGGUGACAAGCAAUUCUCAAAUCAGGUUUCCUUUUGUACCCGCCAUUGAAGGGCACCUGUUGUUCUGUGAACAAUAAAUACUUCCAAUGAUGGGGAACAACUUG
Molecule: messenger RNA, 3104 nt
Organism: Aplysia californica (California sea hare)
Lineage: Eukaryota; Metazoa; Mollusca; Gastropoda; Aplysiida; Aplysiidae
Product: gamma-butyrobetaine dioxygenase
Exons: 16
Coding region: 482-1909 (475 amino acids)
Biological process (GO): carnitine biosynthetic process
Cellular component (GO): mitochondrion
Molecular function (GO): oxidoreductase activity
Source: RefSeq, a predicted model, not a curated record